UAAGCUUUGCUUUUGCUUCGUGUCUUUGCUUUGCCAGUGAGCUUAGUUAUUAUUCCCGCAAAACAGAGGAGGGGAGAGAGAGAGAGAGAGAGAGAGCGCUUCUUUGCUUUCGUUCUUAACAAUAAUCUCAUGGAUUAAACGACGAAUUGAACAGGAAAUCAUCAUUCAAAUGAUUUCUUUCUCUCUCUUCCUGAUUUUCGAUCGGAUCUGAAAGGGACAUAAAAGUUCCAUCACUUUCUAAGGCGUCCUUUUGAGUGUUCUUUCUUGCUGGCCGAAGAUGGAAGACUGCUUCGUCAUCUGCAUUCCGUAAUAAUCAGGGGUGAUUAUGUUGAAUUAGAUUGUUGACGCUAAAGCGCCAUUGCCAAGUACUUUGAUGGAGCCACUUGUUGAUGGAAUUGGUUCUCUCUGUGGCGUAGGCUACAACUCUACUUCUCCCGCUCUCAAACCAUCCAGAUGUGAAGGGGCUUCUUCUGGAUCCUGUUCUAUGGAUCAUGGGACAAAGGCAACCUACUUCUCGGUGAAGUCUGUAGUUCAUGAUUCAGAGCUUUCCGACAAAAUGAACCACGGUCACAUGCAAAAAGAGCUAUCUGAUUCAUCAUCCAAACACAAUCAUCAAACGAAGAAGGAGAAAUUGGGAUUCAUGGGAUUGAAUGAUGUGCUAGAUCGGAAACAGGUUUCAACAUCAGAAACCAUAUUGUCCACGAUCAGUUCUGUUGAUAAGUCUGAGAUUGAUAAUUUGAGCUCUCUGUCAGAAUCAGUGAGCUUUGUCCGGAAUCAAGGAAAAGGGGGUUUGGAUCGACUGCCUUCCAGCCAAGUAAUGCCUCAACUGGGAAUUGGCUUCUGUCCAAGCCCACAAUAUAGUUUGUAUUCUGGUACGCAGUUCACAGAAGCCAAACAAAGUUUCAGCAACACGGAAUUAAGUGAAUGCGGAAGCAUUGUUGAGAAGUCUGGUGAAAUCGAUGAAGUAACAAACUCUGGAGAUUUUGUUGAGAGCAGGAAGACGAGCAUCAAAAGAGGCAGCACCAGCAGCGACGUCAGUGAUGAGAGCAGCUCCAGCAAUUUUAGCAAUACCAUGUCCAAACCUCACAAGGGAAAUGACAUAAGAUGGGAAGCAAUUAAAGCCAUCAGAUCUCGUGAUGGGGAGUUGGAACUAAAGCACUUCAGGAAGUUGGGACGUCUGGGUUCUGGAGAUAUAGGCAGUGUUUGUCUGGUUGAGUUGAUAGGCACGGGAAGUUACUUUGCCAUGAAGGCCAUGAAUAAAGCAACCCUAGAAAGUCGGAAGAAGCUUUUGAGGGCUCAAACAGAGAGAGAAAUAUUGCAGUCUCUGGAUCAUCCAUUUCUGCCCACUUUGUAUACACACUUUGAGACGGAGAAACUCUCUUGCUUGGUGAUGGAGUUCUGUCCUGGGGGAGAUUUGCACGCACUCCGGCAAAGACAACCUGGGAAGUGCUUCUCAGAGCCAGCUGCCAGGUUUUAUGUAGCAGAAGUUCUCAUGGCUUUGGAGUAUCUGCACAUGCUCGGAAUCAUUUACAGGGACCUUAAACCGGAGAAUGUCUUGGUGAGAGAAGACGGUCACAUAAUGCUCUCAGAUUUUGACCUCUCCCUCAGAUGUGCUGUCAGCCCGACCCUCAUCAAAUCCUCAAACUCCAGCUUGGAAUCCAAGAACUCGGCCUACUGCAUCGAGCCAUCUUGUGUAAUCGAGCCAUCCUGCAUCCAACCUGCAUGCUUCACGCCUCGUUUCCUUAACAAGGCGAAGAGAGAAAAGAAGACCAAACAGAAAGCUGAAAUCUAUCAUCCGGCAAGCCCUCUCCCCGAGCUCAUUGCUGAACCCACAAACGCUCGGUCAAUGUCGUUCGUUGGCACGCACGAGUACUUGGCUCCUGAAAUCAUCAAAGGCGAAGGCCAUGGAAGCGCGGUGGAUUGGUGGACCUUCGGGAUCUUUCUCUACGAACUCUUGUUCGGCAGAACGCCAUUCAGGGGAGCAGGAAACCGUGCUACAUUGUUCAACGUGGUCGGACAGCCAUUAAGGUUUCCAGAAUCUCCUGCCGUGAGCUUCCCUGCCAGGGACUUGAUCAGAGGAUUACUCGUCAAAGAGCCACAGCACCGCCUUGCAUAUAGGCGCGGGGCCACUGAAAUUAAGCAGCAUCCAUUCUUCCAGAGCGUGAACUGGGCGCUGAUUCGUUGCGCCAAUCCACCGGACGUCCCGAAGCCAUUCCUGCCGGAUUAUUCCUCCGGCAACAUGAUGCAGAAGGCCGCCGUGACGGAGAAGGCGCCGAGCGUUGAUGUGAAGCCUUCAGGUAAUUAUUUAGAGAUUGAUUUCUUCUGAGUGUCGCGAUGUUCCUUUCCUUCUCCGAUUGCCUGUAGACAACGCCGAUGAAAUGCAAAUGCACAGAAAGACUUACUUUCGCCAUUGUAGAGUGAUCGUUUCUCUGCUUUCGAUUGGAAAACUCGAUCUGCAAAACAAACCUUUUCUCGCUUUCAGUUCCUUCUGAUUUCGAUCCAUUUUCGUAAUGGAUGCUUGUAAAUUUGUAAUUAAUAAAAAAAAAAAAAGGUUUGAAAAGGUUGAAUCAGCCUAUUCGAUCCAGCGAAACUCCUCUUCUACUUCUGAUCCGGAAUCUGAAUCGUCGUCGGAGCAAACACCAAGCGGAUUGGUGGACGCGUGCGUCAAAGGCCUUCCUCGUCGUAAGAGCGUGCGUCAGGAGUUGUCGGACCCGCAGCCACGUGUCUGCGUCUCUACGGUGGUGAUGUAAUCAGU
Diospyros lotus (date-plum) is the source of this 2755-nucleotide messenger RNA. RefSeq names its product serine/threonine-protein kinase D6PK. NCBI's taxonomy places the organism in Eukaryota, Viridiplantae, Streptophyta, Magnoliopsida, Ericales, Ebenaceae. The coding region runs from base 374 to 2326 and encodes 650 amino acids. Gene Ontology annotation, biological process: protein phosphorylation. The transcript is spliced from 3 exons. The record is from RefSeq and is a predicted model, not a curated record. Gene Ontology annotation, cellular component: nucleus; plasma membrane; cytoplasm. Gene Ontology annotation, molecular function: ATP binding; protein serine/threonine kinase activity.